AACUUCAUUGUAAAAUUCUUGUUUGAACUAUUUGAAGGCUGUGUGCACUGAAGCUGGUAGGUUUGCUUUGAGAGAGAGAGGAGAGUUCACGUCACUCAGAAAGAUUUCGAGAUGGCUGUGGCUAAGGUGAUGAAGAAGGAAUCCGAGAAAAACAUGUCUCUAAGGAAGCUAUGGAAGUAGUUUUUACGAAUUUCAACAAUGGCUACUGCUGCAAUCGAUCACCGCAUUUCCGAUCUGACAUCCUCCGGCGAUGCUUGGUCGGCAAAGACGGGAACUUCGAAACAGGGAGAGGGACUGAGACAGUACUACCAGCAACACAUACACGAUCUUCAGCUUCAGGUUCUACAGAAGACUCACAAUCUCAACCGACUUGAAGCUCAGAGAAAUGAUUUGAAUUCCAAAGUGAGGAUGCUGAAGGAAGAGCUGCAACUUCUACAGGAGCCUGAUCAUAUGUUGGUGAAGUUGUCAAUGUCAUGGGAAAAUCUAAAGUUCUUGUGAAGGGGAGAAAAGAAUUGGUAAGAAGAGUGGAAAGCCUCUACACUACAAGGGUUCCUUUUUCCAUCGAAUAGUUAAGUGAUCAAUGACACAGGGUGGAGAUUUUGUUAAAAGAGAUGGCAGCUUUGGAGAAAGCAUUUAUGGAGAGAAAUUUCCAGGAAUUCUCUACGGAAAGUUCCUUGUAAUGCCAGAUCAAAGAAUUAACGAUAACAUGAGAAUCCAUGGACGCAGUGUAACAGCUAGGAAAUCUAUGGAUAAUGUGCACUUUAUUUUCACAACUUUCAUUGGAAUCAUUUUGGGAUUCUUAGUAGGAUUGUCAUUUAUAACAUUCUCACCUUCACAGCUUGAUUUCCUUGCUCAUAUUAAGGAACAAAAGUCUUCGAGUAUACCUGCCCCGAGAACUUUGAAUUUGAAGGCUUAUGUUAAUGAAAGUAAAAGCAACUUAACCAUAGCUACAAAACUGAAUGAUACUACAAAGAUGAUAUUGGAUACAUCGAAACUCAGGGGUGCUGAAAGACUACCACCAACCCUUGCGGAAACAAAAUCUGAUUUGUAUUUACGUAGAUUAUGGGGAGACCCCAAUGAGGAUCUAGAAAUGAAACAAAGGUACCUAGUAACUUUUACAGUUGGAAGUGCACAGAAAAGGAAUGUUGAUGCUGCAGUGAAAAAGUUCUUAGGAAAUUUUUCAAUCCUUUUGUUUCAUUAUGAUGGACGAGUAAAUGAAUGGGAUCAGUUUGAAUGGUCGAAACGAGCAAUUCAUGUGAGUGUUCCAAAGCAAACAAAAUUAAGGCAAAGGAUCCCCAUUUUCUGAAGGAGUAGCUGCUACUGCUAAUUAUCACAAGACAAUAGAGGAUGCUAUGAUGUUUGAAGGAGAAUAUAAUGAAUAUCCCAAGGAAAAUGGAGAUCAACUAAGAAACAGUGUUGAACUUGUCCCAAAGUUAGAUAGGCCUGAUAUAGUCGA
This is a messenger RNA of Impatiens glandulifera, 1456 nucleotides long. Its product is annotated as peptidyl-prolyl cis-trans isomerase CYP95-like. The transcript has 13 exons. NCBI's taxonomy places the organism in Eukaryota, Viridiplantae, Streptophyta, Magnoliopsida, Ericales, Balsaminaceae. The record is from RefSeq and is a predicted model, not a curated record. Bases 581 to 1306 code for a protein of 241 amino acids.